AGAAAGGCAGCAGCAGCGGUUUCAGGGAGCACAGAAGAAAGGAGAGCAAAGAGCAGAAGCAGAUGCCACGCACGCCAUGCCGAGCAAAGCCGCUCUUGAAUCCCUUGACGGAUUGAUCUUUUCUCAAGAAUAGUCUUUCUGAGGUGAGACGAACGUGGAGCAGAGGCAGCGAGCAAGCAGCAGCAGAGGCAGAAGAAUACACGAACGUCAGUGACGGUAUGCUGCAUGAUAUGUCGUUGCCUGAUCUCUGUCUGCAGGCAAGGCAUGUCUUUGGAGGCCUACAUCGGCAGCCGUCUUCACGACCUGCUGGGCUUCUCGUCUCAGAGCGUCGUUCAGCUCUUCGCCGACUGCAGCAGGAAUGCAUCCUCACUCCAGCACCUCAAGCAAGACCUCAUCUCCGCCGGCGUCGACCGACCCGUCGUCGACGCCAUCGCAUCCGACUUCUAUACCAGGCUGCACGAACCACCACCACCGCCCAAGCGACCCGCAUCAGCAGCGGCAGCAGCGAGUGACCAGGAUGACCUCGAGAGUGCCGCCAAGAGGCCGCGCGUCGGCGACAAGGCCAAUGGGGAUGCGUCACCGUCCCAGCCCCCUCCCGACGACCCGCCUCUCGACGCCGAGGCCGCCCGUCUACGCGAUAUCGAGGAGCGCGAUGCCCUGGCCAGGCGGAUCCGCGACAGGGACGACGAGAAGACCAAGAAGCUGGGUCAGCAGGUGCAUGAGAUGUCGACCGAGCUGCGUGACGCCUCCCUGAGGGAAGACCCUGACGCCAUGGAUCGGCUGCGUGAGGUGGCGCGGCGUCAGUACCUCAAGAAGCGGGAGGACCGGCAGAUCGAGCUGGCCGAGCGGGAGCUGGCGGACCGCGAAUGGAUGUACCAGGGAGUCAAGAUCACCGACAAGGAGAAGCGCGACCUGGAGCUGCAGCGCCAGACGCUCGAGGCGGCCAAGCGGCUGCGCGACGAGCGGGCCAACCGCGGCCAGACGGACGACUACGUCAUUCCCGAGGCGUACGACGAGGACCAGGACAAGCGCAUGGGUGUCCUGUCGACGCGCUACCAGGAGGAGAAGAGGCCCGAGACGGAGCAGGAGAUAUGGGAGAGGCAGCAGACAUCGGCUGCCGUCGCUCACUUCGGCGCCAAGAGGGGCAAGGACAGCAGGCAGAAGAAGUACGACCUCGUCGUCGACUCGAUCGACUUCGUCAGCUUCGAUGGCGACAUUGCCUCGGAGCUCAAGCGUGAGGAGGAGCAGGACGAGGAGGAGGCCGCCCUGUCGAUCAAGGAGAGGAAAGCCAGGUCUCUGCAGGAGGACCGCCAGUCCCUCCCCGUCUACCGAUACCGCGACGAGCUGCUCCGUGCGAUCCGGGACAACACUGUGCUGGUGGUGGUGGGCGAGACGGGGUCCGGCAAGACCACCCAGAUCCCCCAGUAUCUCUACGAGGUCGGCUACGGCAAGAGCGGCAUGAUUGGCUGCACGCAGCCGCGGCGCGUGGCGGCCAUGUCGGUGGCGGCCCGCGUGGCGCAGGAGAUGGGCGUCAAGCUGGGCCACGAGGUGGGGUACUCGAUUCGCUUUGAGGACUGCACGACCGACAAGACCAUCAUCAAGUACAUGACGGACGGCAUGCUGCUGCGAGAGCUGCUGGGCGAGCCCGACCUCAAGAGCUACAGCGUCAUGCUCGUCGACGAGGCCCACGAGCGCACCCUCCACACCGACGUGCUCUUCGGCAUCGUCAAGGACCUGGCGAGGUACCGAGACGACUUCAAGCUCAUCAUCUCGUCGGCGACGCUCGACGCCGAAAAGUUCAGCGAGUACUUUGACGAGGCGCCCAUCUACCGGAUCCCCGGCCGGCGGUACCACGUGCAGGCCUACUACACCAAAGCGCCCGAGGCCAACUACGUGGAGGCCUGCGUGGUGACAGUGCUGCAGAUCCACACCACCCAGCCGCUGGGCGACAUCCUGGUGUUCUUCCCCGGUCAGCAGGAGAUCGAGGAGGCCAUGGAGGCCCUGCAGGUCCGCACACGCGGGGCGGGGUCGGCCAUCGGCGAGCUCAUCAUCCUCCCCAUCUACGCCAACCUGCCGUCCGACCUGCAGGCCAAGAUCUUUGAGCCCACCCCCCCUGGCGCCCGCAAGGUGGUGCUGGCCACCAACAUAGCCGAGACGAGCAUCACCAUCGACAACAUCGUCUAUGUCAUCGACCCCGGCUACUGCAAGCAGAACACCUACAACCCCAAGACCGGCAUGGAGUCGCUCGUGGUGGUGCCCAUCUCAAAGGCCUCGGCCAACCAGCGGAUGGGCCGGGCGGGGCGCGUCAAGCCCGGCAAGGCCUUCCGCCUGUACACCAAGUGGUCCUACGAGAAGGAGCUCGACGACAACAACGUCCCCGAGAUCCAGCGGACCAACCUCGGCAAUGUGGUCCUCAUGCUCAAGAGCCUCGGCAUCGACGACCUUUUGCACUUCGACUUCAUGGACCCCCCGCCGCCCGAGACGCUGAUCAAGGCGCUGGAGCUGCUGUACGCCCUGGGGGCGCUCAACGACAAGGGGGAGCUGACCAAGCUCGGCCGGCGGAUGGCGGAGUUCCCUCUGGACCCCAUGUACUCGAAGAUGGUCAUCCAGUCUGAGAAGUACAAGGUGGUGGACGAGGUGGUGACGAUAUGCGCCAUGCUGGGCGUGGGGGCCGCCAUCUUCUACCGACCCAAAGACAAAGCCAUACACGCCGACAACGCCAGAAAGAACUUCUUCAGACAAGGUCAGUCAGCCAGGGUCAUCCAGGCAGCCAGGCAGUGACGGUCUAAGCGCUCACACCACACCACACCCCUCUCCCUUUCAUCAUUCACCUCUGUCUGUGUCAUGUCAUGUGUGUGUAGGUGGCGACCAUCCGACGUUGCUCAACGUGUACAAGCAGUGGGAGGACACAAACUUCAGCAUCCAGUGGUGCUUCGAGAACUUCGUGCAGCACCGCUCCAUGAAGCGCGCCCGCGACAUCCGCGAGCAGCUCCUCGAGCUUCUCGAGCGCGUCGAGAUCGAGCCGCUGUCUUCGCCCAACGAGCUCGACGGCAUGCGCAAGGCCAUCACCUCGGGCUUCUUCACUCAGGCGGCCCGCCUCAACAAGUCGGGCAGCUACGCCACGCUCAAGCACCCCCACACAGUCGAGAUGCACCCACAGAGCAGUCUGUUUGGCUGCCAGCCGGCCCCCAAGUGCGUCGUCUACACAGAGCUGGUCCUCACCACCAAGGAGUACAUGCGCAACGUCAUCGAGAUCAAACCCGAGUGGCUACGAGAGGUCGCACCCCACUACUACAAGGCCAGCGAAGUCGACUUCGCCGCCAAGAUGCCCAAGGUGCCCAAGGGGUCAGCAAUGGGGGCUGCAAGCAGCGCCAUCUAGACGGCAUGGAGGUGGGCAGGCAGAAUGAAUGAAUGAAUCGAUGGCUAAUGGAUGGAUGGCUUGUAUGGGCUUGGCUUGUUUGCGGGUUGGUUGGGUCGGUAGGUCGGCGGAAGACAGACAAGUCUGAUACGUGUGUGUCCCCGGUGGCUGGCGAGCAUGCCCUCUGUUUGGUCGUCGUGUCUGCCGGCCGGCUGUUUAUCUACUUCUCUCUGUGCACACACACACACACAUGCCGAUGGGUAUGGUGGAUGGGGUGAGUGUUUGGACAAGCGCGCCUGGACAUUGAUUCGCCUGUCACGUUAUGUGUGGGGCGGGGCGCCUGCCUGCCUGUCGGUGUCGAUUAAUCAAU
This is a messenger RNA of Vitrella brassicaformis, 3728 nucleotides long. The record is from the annotation of a GenBank genome assembly. NCBI's taxonomy places the organism in Eukaryota, Vitrellaceae.